UAGCAAACUAAAUACCCUAGUACCUUUGUUUUAUAUAUUUCUCUUGUGGGGUUGGUUUGGGAUGGGGAGUAAGGCUGUUGUUGUUGGGUUGAGGUUUGUAACGGAUGCUCAUGAACUUUUGUCAUAGUAGGUUGGUUGCUAAACGAGACAUUAUCUUGUUGUGUUGUAUAUGUUUUUCAUCAAUAUUUUUUAAUGGGUUAUUAUUGCCUUGGAUCUUGAGGGUUUGCAUUGGGAUUUAGUGGUGAUUCCGUUGAUAAUUAUUAGUUAUUGUUCAGCUGCACUUUAUUGUUGUUUUACUUUUUCGAUUGUGAGCUGACAGCUGAGUACAGGCCGAGUGGGAUGUGUUGAAACUGUCGUGUUGGUUUGUUGGUAAUGGGAAAUGGAUUAAAGUUAAUAUGAAAACUAUAUCAAAAAGGGUGUUUGGAGUUUAUUUCACAUAUAAUAAUAAUAAUAUAUUGAGAUUUUCAGGUGAAGAAAAUUAACAAUCUUGUGAAUGAUAAUCGAAUGUUUGAAGAGUUUAUUUUUAAUUGUAUGCGUUUACUCUUCAAGAAAGUAAUCGAGUGGAAGAGAAUCGAAAGUUUUACAAUGGUUCAAUUGUUCACUAUGAGAUCUUCCAGUGGACAAAUAGCAUAUGGCAGUGUGGGAAUGAGCUGCUAAUCUGUUUGGAUCCAAAUAGAUGUCUGCAGCACGGUGGGUCAAAAUCCAAAUGAAUCGUUGUUCACGUUUGACCCAAUGAUAUCGGUCCGUUUGAAUCCAAACAACCCUUAGAAGAUGAAGGGGAGGUGGGGACAAAGUUGUUUAAUUGAAAAAAGAAGGGGGUUGAGAAUCAAUUCAACUUUAAUGGUGUCAAACAGGAGCAAGUUUAGUCUCGCCUUGAAUCGGGGGUUGGGCUUUUGGCAUCGUCAUUGACAGCUAAUUCUGAUUGGACAAGUGGAUGGUACAAUUUGUGAGGACCAUUAGAGGCCACGUUUACCAUAUAUAUAUAUGUAUAUAUUCUAGUAGUACUUUCAUGAUCAAGUACAUGGAGCCACUCUUAUGUUUAUUGGUUAAAUGGAAUCAUCAUGUUUCUCUGCAGUCUAUAAUGGGUUCUGGGGCUGCGCGGAAUAGACGACACGAGUUGUAUACAUCUUGGGUACAAGAUGUUCGCCUGAAGAAUGAUGUUGUCAGCAUUUAUCUUUUAGUGCGUGGAACUUGAAUGAAAAAGGACUGCCUUCAUCUAACAACGGUCAAGCUUGCAUUAACCCUACAAUCUUCUGCACCAUUAAUGUUAACGACAUGUUUAAAUUGUAUCAAUGGAUUAAUUUCUUUAUACCCCACCACUAUCUAACCUUACAUCCUAACACGUGCAGCUGAAAAGACAGAGCAGUAGUUAUAAGUUUUUGUACUGACACUCGAUUCUUCGUUGACGCCAUUAGAUUUUGCGUCCCACUCCUUCCACUACUAUAUUUUUGAAUGGCGAAGCUCCGUCGUUACACAUUCCACCCAAAUAUUAAAUUAAAAAUAAAGAAAGGAAAGAGCGGAGAAACGAUCUAUUUGCAUCACCAUUUAUUUAAGUCAUCCGUUGAAUGAUGCUUCUAUAAUAGAAGCACAAAGGAAAAACGGUUUACGAUCUCUCUCUCUCUCUUCUCUGCUCUUGCUGAGGCGCAUGUUAGCGAUGGACCUUAUGCACCAUUCUUCCAGUUUUCUUCUCCCCACGAUUCCCCAACACCACCGCCCUUCUCUAACCUACGCUCUCGUCCUUCUUAACCAAAACCUUCCCAGAUUCACUCCUCUGCUCUGGAAGCACGCUCAGCUUCGUCUCUGUGCUGACGGUGGCGCCAAUCGUGUGUACGAUGAAAUGCCUCUGUUGUUUCCUCAGGAAGAUGCCUCCGAUGUUCGACGCAGAUACAAGCCGGAUGUAAUUAAAGGAGAUAUGGAUUCGAUACGGAGAGAAGUGCUUGACUUUUAUACGAGCCUUGGGACGGAGAUUGUUGAUAAAUCUCACGAUCAAGACACCACAGAUCUACAUAAAUGUGUAACAUACAUUCGUGACUUUGCGCCAGGUUUGGAUAAGUCUGAUCUUUGCAUUCUUGUUGCUGGAGCACUUGGUGGACGAUUUGACCAUGAAAUGGGAAACCUAAAUGUCAUAUGUCAUUUCUCAUCCCUGCGAAUAGUCCUUUUAUCUGAUGAUAGUCUUAUAUAUCUCCUUCCAAGGACUCACCGCCAUGAGAUACAUAUUCAAACUUCUGUAGAGGGCCCUCACUGUGGACUCAUCCCAAUUGGGAUGCCAUCAAGGAGUAGUACAACAACUGGGCUUCAGUGGGAUCUGAACAACACAGAGAUGAAAUUCGGUGGUUUAAUAAGCACAUCGAAUAUAGUUACAGGAGAGAAAGUGACAGUGCAAUCUGAUUCUGAUCUUCUUUGGACCAUUUCCAUUAAGAAGUUGUAGCGGCUUUAUGUUUCUU
Messenger RNA from Durio zibethinus, 2444 nucleotides. RefSeq names its product thiamine pyrophosphokinase 1-like. Gene Ontology annotation, biological process: thiamine metabolic process; thiamine diphosphate biosynthetic process. NCBI's taxonomy places the organism in Eukaryota, Viridiplantae, Streptophyta, Magnoliopsida, Malvales, Malvaceae. The record is from RefSeq and is a predicted model, not a curated record. Gene Ontology annotation, molecular function: ATP binding; thiamine binding; thiamine diphosphokinase activity.